CAUCCUCACCCUCAACCAUAUCCAGAUUAACAUCAUGUCGCACAAAUACGCAACCGCGGCCCUCUUCGCCGCCGGGGCCUUCGCAGCCCCAGCUCCCCAAGCAUCAGGAUCAGGCACAGCCAACGAGCCGUCCGAAUUCACCGCAAACCCUAACGUCGGCGCCGGCGGGGACACAUUCACCGACUCCCCCCGGUUCCGCGUCUACGGCGCCACCGGCGAGUCCGCAGAGACAACCCUGCAGAUGCUCGAAUCCGCAUACACCUGCUUCGUGACGGAUCUCGGCUGGCGCUCGUCGGGGCUGUCAUACAACUCCGACUCCAACACCGCAGAGACAUGGUACAAGGAGAAUAUCUACGCCGUGGAUUCCCUGGAUAGUGCUGCUGGGGUUAUGGGUUCGGAUCCCGAGACUGGCCUGUCCUUUGUUCAGGUCGUGAAUACGUACCUUACUGACCCCUCGGUUACGGUGCACGAGUAUGGACACGCAUUGACGUAUCACGCGCAGAACUGGGUAGACCAGACGGCGACAGGGGCAUGGUGGGAGCCGCUAGCGAACUGGUUCGCGGAUACAUUCAUGACCUCUGAUCUGUGCGCGAGUGCGCGCGAAAAGUACUCCCAGGAGGCAGGGAACAGCGUUAUCGAGCUGCAGAAGGUCAUUGGGGAUAGUUACCAGGUUAUUGUUGAUGGGAGCGUCGAUAGCGGCAACUAUUACCAGUCGUGGCCGGUUCUGACGUAUCUCACGAAUAACCCGGAUAACUAUACGGGGCUUGGCAGUGAUGCUGUGCUGCAGUUGAAUCUCAAGUAUGAGGUUGGGAGUAAUGAGACGCCGCUGCAUACGCUGCAGAGACUACUUGGGGAUGGGGCGAGUGUUGCGCAGGUUGUUGGGCGGUACUGGGCGCAUAUGGCGUAUGUGGAUAUUGGGAGUGAAGCUGCGAACCGUGCGUUCCUGGAGCAGAGGGAGACGCUGAGUUAUGAGAAUCUGGAGGGGAGUGGGGAGAGCUAUACUGUUGUAUCUGGCAGACAGCCGCAGUACUUUGGCGCCAAUAUCAACCCGAUCACGGUGUCUGGGGGCAGUGUCAGCGUUACUGUCCAGUCGGACAAGGCGUUUACGGCGACCCUUGCGGUGAGAGAUACUGAUGCUGGGUCGGUGAGGUAUGUGGAUCUGGAGAAUGGUAGUGGCGAGGUUACUGUUGGAAGCAGCGAGGAGGCCAGUCUUGUUGUCGUCAACACUCCUGAAGAGUUGAUCCAGUAUGAUCCGUUUGAGCUGUCUAGUGAGGUCAAGGCUGGCUUGGACUAUACUGUGCAGAUCACUGGAGGGAGCUUUUAGGUAUCGCUGGCGAUUCCUCAGUUUUGACCUCUGGUUGUCGGUCUGUAAAUAGGAAGUUGAUACUGUAUAUAUGAUCUUGUUGAUAUAUUUCUACUACCUUGGUUCGUAAUAUAAGC
Aspergillus versicolor CBS 583.65 is the source of this 1440-nucleotide messenger RNA. RefSeq lists its product as uncharacterized. NCBI's taxonomy places the organism in Eukaryota, Fungi, Ascomycota, Eurotiomycetes, Eurotiales, Aspergillaceae. Bases 35 to 1324 code for a protein of 429 amino acids. The record is from RefSeq and is a predicted model, not a curated record. The transcript has a single exon.